GAAACCCAGCCGCGGCGCCCUGACGCAGGCCGAGGCCCCGCCCCGGCGUGACGCCAGCGUCAGCCCAGUCCCGGCGUCCUGUGCGGCCGCCCGCGGUCGAGCCCCGGCGAGAGGAAUUUUCCCCCGUGAGCGGCUCCGGUUCAGUUGAAGCUGCUUGCUGUCCAGAGCCAGGUCGGCGACGCUGCCGCCUGCAUCCGUUCGCUCUUCACCCCUUCGCUCGCCCGUCCCGCCCCGCCGAGUGCCCCCCAGCCCUCCCGCGAGGGCGCCCCGGGACGGAAGGACCCAGCAGCCUGUCGGCGCCCGCCGUUCUCGUGGUCGCCGUCGCCGUCGUCGUCGUGGUCGUCUCCGCCGUCGCCUGGGCCAUGGCCAAUUACAUCCACGUCCCCCCCGGCUCCCCGGAGGUGCCCAAGCUGAACGUCACGGUGGCGGACCAGGAGGAGCAGCGCUGCCGGGAAGGGGCCCUGAGCCUCCUGCAGCACCUGCGGCCGCACUGGGACCCCCAGGAGGUGACCCUGCAGCUCUUCACAGAUGGAAUCACCAAUAAACUUAUUGGCUGCUAUGUGGGGAAUACCAUGGAGGAUGUAGUCCUGGUGAGAAUUUAUGGCAAUAAGACCGAGUUGUUGGUUGAUCGAGAUGAGGAAGUGAAGAGUUUCCGAGUGUUACAGGCUCAUGGCUGUGCACCACAGCUCUACUGCACCUUCAACAACGGCCUGUGCUAUGAGUUUAUACAGGGAGAGGCGUUGGAUCCAAAGCAUGUCUGCAAUCCAGCCAUUUUCAGGCUAAUAGCACGCCAGCUUGCUAAAAUCCAUGCUAUUCACGCACAUAAUGGAUGGAUUCCCAAAUCUAAUCUUUGGCUAAAGAUGGGAAAAUAUUUCUCACUCAUUCCCACAGGAUUUGCUGAUGAAGACAUUAAUAAAAGGUUCCUAAGUGAUAUCCCAAGCCCUCAAGUCCUUCAGGAAGAGAUGACUUGGAUGAAGGAGAUUCUUUCCAACUUGGGCUCACCUGUGGUGCUUUGCCAUAAUGAUCUCUUGUGUAAGAAUAUAAUCUACAAUGAGAAACAAGGUGAUGUACAGUUCAUUGAUUAUGAAUAUUCUGGAUACAACUACCUGGCAUAUGAUAUUGGCAAUCAUUUCAAUGAAUUUGCAGGUGUGAGUGACGUAGACUAUAGUCUCUAUCCAGAUAGGGAACUCCAGGGCCAGUGGCUGCGCUCUUACCUGGAAGCCUACAAGGAGUACAAGGGCUUUGGGACUGAAGUUACUGAGAAGGAGGUGGAGAUACUCUUCAUUCAGGUCAAUCAGUUUGCUCUGGCUUCUCAUUUCUUUUGGGGAUUGUGGGCUUUGAUUCAAGCCAAAUACUCCACUAUUGAGUUUGAUUUCCUUGGGUAUGCAAUUGUUCGUUUUAACCAGUACUUUAAAAUGAAGCCUGAAGUUACUGCAUUAAAAGUGCCUGAAUAAAGAAGAGAUUUAGUUAUUCUCAAGAAGCUGGGCAAUGCUUGUGAAUCUUUUCUUAAGAAAUUCCAAAAAGCCGAUAUUUGUUAAAAUUCUGUUAAUUUGGUUAUCUUGCUUUAAAAAUUAUGCCUCUAAACAACCAAUCUAUUUUUGAAUAGACUGAAUGAUGUCAAGAAAUAGAUCAGCUUUCAGAAUGUGGUGAAUUAAAAAUUUGUUAAAUGUGCAAAAGGUAUAAAGAUGUCAGUUUAAGCCUUUAAUAAUUUAAUCUGUUAUGUGAAUUAUUUAUUAUAAGCUCAACAAGAUUCUGUGAUUGCUUUCAUCUGUUGAGUGUAAGCAAUGAAUAUGUUCUAGUUAAAACUUUUAAAAUUUUGCUUUAAUAAUUCUAGUAAACAUUCUUGUUCAGUGUAACCCUUUAAUCUUGAUGUAUUCUGUAAGUAAAAUGAAUCAUUUGCUCUUAGAAUGGCAGUUGUUGACUGGCAUUAGAUAAUUUAGGAUAUUCAUGUGAAAACAUGUGUUUAGGAAGGUAGAAUACAUUCUGUUGAUGGUACAUCUUUUUGAACUGAGCUUUAAAAAGCAUUUCUUUUAGAAAUACAACUUAGAACUAAUUCCCAUCUCUGCAUUGUCUGCAGUAUAAAUAGAAGUAUUUACCAUAUAAUCCUGAAAUAAGUAUAAUGAUUUAGUAUUACCAAAAUCUGUAUUAAAUAAUGUUUUCAAAUACUAAGUAUGACCACUUAAGUUACUAGUUUCAGUUCUUAAAAAUUGUUUUGUCAAAUUGUUUCUAACCAAAAAUUUGGUUUUCGCUUUAUUGAUAUGCUUUUUUGUUUUUUGUUUUUAAAUUUGACAGUAAUUUGUGUGUGUGGUUAAUUUUUGAGACCUGUGUACAAAGUUCAUCGUGUCUGGAAGCAAGGAAAUAUCAUAGAUUUUUUUAAACCUAUCUGCAUUCAUUCCUUAUGUUUUAUGUGUUAGUUUGAUUUUGUGUCUUAAGAGUAGUAGCAAAUAAUCAAUUGAUACGUGUAAGUGCAGAGUAAUAUGUUGUGGUGGUUAAAAGAGUAAGGAGCAUUUAGUACAUUGAUCUUGUACACUUAAAAUCUGACAAAUAACAAAAUGUGAAUUAAGCAGAAAUACUCAUGGUAGGAGGAUUUCUGUUUGUUUUGUUUUAUUAUGUUUAAGUAUGUCUUUAGUUUUUUUUAGUGAUUGAGAGACAGUUAUUACAUGAAAGAUCUUUGAGAUAAAGAAAUAAACUUCAGGUUUUGAAGACUGCUAUGUGGACCCGAGCAGUCCUGGUGAACCCUGCUUAAAAGAUGAGUCUGACAAGCCUUGCACUUUCGUCACACAAGUGCCCAUGUACAAAGUUGGCUUAAUGGAUCUGCAUAUUCAAAAUAUGCAGCUAUAAAUUUAUGCUCAGAAAUCUGGGGAGUCUGAUGUAGUAUUCCUGUGACUUAACAUUUCUCAGAUGAAUGUUUUACAGUACUUGGAUUAUCUUCAGAUGUUUAAAGCUCAUAAAACGAGUAGAAACACAGAGGCCAUUGAAAAUGGUAAAUUCUAGUUACAUAAACAGAACCUCGGAAAAAAAAUGUCUGUAUCUAUACCAGUGUUAGACCAUCAUUUGGUUUCUACCUCCCCAGUUUUGUAAAUGUUCUCUUUUGCUUUUGUAAACCCCAUUAUUGUUAAGAUAGAGUUUUGCCUAGUUGCUUAAGUGAAUGAAUGGAUUAAUAGCUUUUUGUUAUAGUGAACUUAAAAAAUUUUUUUGGUAGAAUUUUGUUUAUGAUUGAAACAUUAUAGAAGGAUAAGGGGGUAUGUAGUGCUUUUUUGUUUUGUUUAGCGCUUUCUCGCUUUUAAGAUAAAACAGCAGCAUAUAUAUCUUGUAGAACUUUGAGACAGAGAGAUUUUUGUUCCUAAUCCAUAUUCUCACUUCAGAGUAUUUUGGGUAGAGUUUCCUUGAGUCAUUGGGCAUAGGCUGUACAGAGCUGGUAGGUGUGACACUAUGUUUCAGACAGUCGUAGAAGUGGAUGUAAAUGGGAGUACAGGCUCUCACUGUAGCCCUGGGAAUACACAUUACAUCUUGAGUACAAAUUAAGGUAAUUAAGCUGUUGCUCCCCUCUUUGGCUAGAUUUUGGGUUGUGAUGCUUUUUUGCUUCCCAGAUAGGUUUUUGGAAUCUUGGUGUAGGCUAGCGGUAGGGUUCAAAAUUAUUUCCCUUUAUAUUGUCCAUGUAAGGGAUUCUGAAGGAGGGUUAAUCUGACAGCACCCUAAAAUCAUCUUUCUAAAAUGUGUCCUGUGGCUUGCUGAGAUGUCAGUUGCCUUUUUACGUUAAGCUAAGGAACUUGAAUGCCUUAUGUAACCACUCAGCUGGUAGUAGCUCAUUAUGUAAAUAUGGAAAUGAUUGUUAAAAGUGGCAUUCACGUAUUUCAAUGUUAGUCAUAGACCAUAGUGGCCUGGAUGCUUUAAUAAGCAGAAUUCCAUAUUUUCCCCCUUUUCCCACUUGCAUACAUGUAUGACCUUACCUGAGCAGCUGUCACCAUUUUCUGGAAAUCAAAGAGAUGUGGUAGUAAGUUAUACUUGUCACCUCAUCUGAGAUCAAUAUGAGCACAAAACUCAUUCAACUAGGUCUGCCUGGAAUGUAUAUAAAGUACUGUAAAUAAAGAAUUGUAAAUUAGUGUGAAUUGUAUCUUGCAUACGAGGCUGUAUGUUGUUUUGCAUUCUUUCCCCCUUUUUGUAGAAAUUGAUCUGUAAGGAAAAGAUCCAGCUUGUUGGUUUUAGACUGGAAAUCACCAACAGUUCUGGCUGCACAGCGAGUGAACAGGAACUGGAAGUAGGGUUCAGCAGCUCUGGCUAGUGUCAGUUCUUAAUUUAUGUAGCCUUUCAGUGCCUCAUGGGACUCUCUGUUUUUUAAUUGGCUGUUAGUUGAUGUGAGCUUAGCUUCCUGGAAGCAUUUAAUGUGUACAGUUUUAAUAGCUCCUGUUUUGAGUCAUACUUCCACACUAAAAAUACAGUUCUGGGAUUGCAAACUAAAUUCUAUUACCUUUUCCUGUAUUCAGAAUUGGUAGCCUUUAUGUACAAAAAAAGUCUUGAAAUUUCCUUUAUCUCAAUGUGAACCUAAAUCCAAAACUGUCCAGAGAUAAGACAGAGCACAGCUUUGUGUCCGUACAAGCCUGUCUUGGGUGACUUCUCUGAAUUGAAGCUUGUUCCUUGUAGCAUUGGAAAAAGACAAGACAUGAGUUAAUCUGGUGAUGACAGCUCUUGCCACAUUGUCAGUGAACUAAUAAUAAAUAAUUCUAUUUUAAAAUUCAUAAGUUUAAAAGUGAUUGAAAUUUCCAGAUUCAGUAAAGAAAAUCCCAAGACAUUCUCAGUAUAAAUUAUAGCCUUUACUUUUCAACUUAGGCAGGUAUUUCAUUUUUACUUCAUAUAGAAGUCUUGUUUGAAUUUCUUCAUGUUGUAAAUGAUGAAACUACAAUGUUUGGGUUUUUUUGCUUUAAAUUGCUUUUCACGAGCAUUUUAUACUGCAUUCCAAAGUGCUAUAGAUACAAGCUUUUAAUAUUCAUCAUAAAAGUUACUGCUUUAUGCCAAGAGCAUCUUGCAGUUGGUGGUAGCCCACACUGCUCUGCCGAGGGCAAGUGCGUAAUCACGAGCUCCAGCAACUUCAUUUUUAUUUCAAAGUUGAACAAUUGCUUUUUCUUCUGUAGUUCGUUUGUUUUCAGGAUAUCCUGUUACUGGGAAUCUAGCCACAUAUUAAAGCAGUCUAUUUUUGAUUUCUUUUUAAAGAAGACGUUGAUAAUAUUGGACCAUCUUUUAUUUUAUGUUACUUUUUCUUAUUCCAUACCAGUUAUGUGAUUACAGUGUGGAGUGUUAGUUCUUAUGUCUCCAGGCAGAAGAAUGUAUCAGUUCUUUUAAAUGAAUUUUUCCCUGUCUCUGAAACUCAGACUGCAAAUGUGUCAUUGCCACAAAAGAAAAUGCUUGGGUUUGCGUUACUUGAAUACUUGAAAACUGAAAUUGGUAAGAUUACAUUAUGUAAUGAACUAGGUUUUUCUGAACUGAGGGUUUUUGGUUUUGUUUUUACUGACAAAAUUCGUUUCUGGAUAAAAUAAAGAUCUGAAUGAUCUGAAGUAUAGAGCUAACUGGUGCUGUAAGCAGUCCGAGCCCGUGGUGUCAGACGGCUCCAGAGCCCCGGCUGCUCGCUAGGUUUCCUCUUGGAAUCUCCUGACUCUCCUGUGCUCCGUGCGCUUCCUCCUGGAACUGAUGCUGUAAAACAGCUGGCUGAAUGUCAUAAACUCGAUGUUCUUUAUGAAUCUCACAGCUUUUUUAGUUAGGAAAAAAUAGUCUCAAGUGUAGCGCUAUUGCCAUAUUUUUUUGGUUAAUGUUUUACCCGUGAAUGGUAUCUUCUAUACCAUUAAUCCUUUUAAUAAUGCAUUUAUAAAAAUUUAAAACAUGACAUAUUGUAUUUGAAGUAGGUAGUGAAGAACACACAAACAAACAAAAAAAAAAAAACCUAGCCAUUAAGACUGUAGGUGUCCCAUUAGUUAAAUUUAAAAAUCUUCAAUAAAGGAACUUUGAGAGAUGGAUUGAGAUGCAGUGGGAUCUGAGUGGACUAGCUCCUGUGACUAAAAGGAACCCCGCCAGCAGGAGGGCACGUGGGAGGGCAUUCACUGGCCGUGCUGUGGUGGCCUGUGCUCCUGCAUAAGUAACCACGCGUGGGGAACACACUGAUGCUUUUGUUGCCCAGUAAUCCAAAGUAGUCCUGCAUUCGUCUGCACAUUGAUAAAAUCCACAAAGAAGAAACUUUAUGACUGUGCUGUAUUUAGGAGUCUUUAUUCCGCUAGGUAGGACCCAUGAUACAAAAUAUUUUGGAUUUUAAAAGUUCCUGUCAUAAGGAAGAAGACAUGGCCUUAUCCCAUGUGCUUAAAUGAGAAUUUGCUUAUUCAGUUUCAGAAUUUAAAAAAUAUGAAAUGAGUAUCUGUCACUGUGUUCGCUGUAUGUUGAAUUGGCAAAUUGUCGCCUGACGCCUAAAUCUGUGUUUAUCCAAUGUGAAGCACCGUAGUGUAAUGCUGCUUUGUAUAUACUGUAAGUGCUGCCAGCAGCCUCAGCACUGAACGUGUACCGAUACCUCUCAAAUGAUGCAACCUUCCAUGUAGGUGUUUUGAUAAGCCUCAGAAAAGUAUCCGAGUGUGAAUUUGCUAAUCUGUUUGGUAAUGAAGAUACUUCCUGUUCUUUGUUGUUGUUCCAUAUUUUCAUGUUUAAAUUUGAAUUUUUACAUUUUUACUACUGUUAAUUUAAGUAAAAUUUGUUCAAUGGUUAAAAUGGGGUUGUCAGUGAAGAAACUUAAAACAGCCUCAUUCAUGUAACUGUUUAAAAAUUACAUUUUGUGUUCUCUGUUGAUACACUUUUCAUGAACUGUAUUUCUGUUUAAGAGAUGUUCAGGCUUUCUGUUUAAUAAGGCUUUUUACCAUUGAUUAAAUGAAGGAAUGUAUCUUUUUGAAGAGAUUUAUAUUCUGUAAAUAAAAAUUGGUUGUAACAAUAAAGUUGGGUUCUGACUUCAGUGUA
Ochotona curzoniae (black-lipped pika) is the source of this 6984-nucleotide messenger RNA. RefSeq names its product ethanolamine kinase 1 (gene ETNK1). The transcript is spliced from 8 exons. Bases 363 to 1454 code for a protein of 363 amino acids. Gene Ontology annotation, molecular function: ethanolamine kinase activity. Gene Ontology annotation, cellular component: cytoplasm. Gene Ontology annotation, biological process: phosphatidylethanolamine biosynthetic process. NCBI's taxonomy places the organism in Eukaryota, Metazoa, Chordata, Mammalia, Lagomorpha, Ochotonidae. The record is from RefSeq and is a predicted model, not a curated record.